Molecule: messenger RNA, 1975 nt
Organism: Pleuronectes platessa (European plaice)
Lineage: Eukaryota; Metazoa; Chordata; Actinopteri; Pleuronectiformes; Pleuronectidae
Gene: prkar2ab
Product: protein kinase, cAMP-dependent, regulatory, type II, alpha, B
Exons: 18
Source: RefSeq, a predicted model, not a curated record
GAGCGGUUGUUGCAGUCAAACAGGUCCGGGUGGAUAAGUGGGUGAAAGGUGCAGCAGGUUAGAGUGACAGCGGCUCAGUAACGCGUCACACACACACACACACACACUAGGAGCAGCAGAGCGGAAACCAAAAAUGUCUAAACAGCCGCAGACGAUCAGCCCGCUGAAGAACUUCUUCGCCGGGGGGUUCGGGGGAGUCUGCCUGGUGUUCACCGGACAUCCACUGGACACCAUUAAAGUGCGUUUACAAACUCAGGCCAAACCCAAGCCUGGAGAGAAACUCAUAUAUGGUGGAACUAUCGACUGUUUCAAGAAGACCUUGGCCAAAGAGGUGAAGUAUGCUGGACCCAUGGACUGCGUCAAACAGCUGUACAGGGAGUUUGGGAUCAGAGGAGUCUACAAAGGCACAGCUCUGACUCUCAUGAGAGACGUUCCAGCCAGCGGGAUGUACUUCAUGUCCUACGAGUGGCUGAAGAAUCUCCUCACGCCUGCAGGAAAAAGCCACAACGAGCUCAGCAUUCCCAGUGUGCUGUUCGCCGGAGGAAUGGCCGGGAUCUUUAACUGGGCCGUCGCAAUUCCGGCCGACGUCCUCAAGUCUCGUUUCCAGACAGCUCCUGAGGGAAAAUAUCCCAACGGUGUCCGGGACGUCCUGCGGGAGCUGAUACGAGAGGAGGGCGUGGCCUCACUGUAUAAAGGCUUCAAUGCCGUCAUGCUUCGAGCUUUCCCCGCAAACGCAGCUUGUUUCUUAGGAUUUGAAAUGGCAAUGAAGUUCUUGAACUGUAAUGUGGGGAUACCUGCUGGUUUAAAGGAGCUUUUACAGGGAUACGCUGUGGAGGUGCUUCGCUGCAGGCCGCCAAACCUGGUGGCAUUUGCAGUGCAGCAUUUUACACAACUUCUGGAAAACCAAAGGAACCAGCGAGCCAAGAAACACAAACCAGUGAGAAAAGAAGUCUCGUUUGAUACAAACAAGUCCCCGAAGGAUGAUGGAGAGGAGGAGGAGGAGGAGGAAGAUGACAUUAGUGAGUAGAGCUACUCGACCACCAGCAAAUACAGUCGCAGAGUUUCAGUUUGUGCAGAGGCCUACAACCCUGAUGAUGAUGAGGAUGAAGACACGGAGCCUCGGGUUGUGUAUCCCAAAACAGACGAGCAGCGACGCAGACUUCAGGACGCCUGCAAAUAUAUUUUACUCUUUAAAACUCUGGAGGGGGAGCAGUUUUCUGAGGUUCUGGACGCCAUGUUCGAGGUGCUGGUCAAACCUCAGGAGCACAUCAUCGAUCAGGGAGAAGACGGAGACAACUUCUACGUCAUAGAGAAGGGCGUGUAUGAUAUUUUUGUGAAGAAGGAUGGAGGGGAUUUGUGUGUUGGAAAGUACGAUAACAAGGGGAGCUUCGGUGAGCUGGCUCUGAUGUACAACACUCCACGAGCUGCCACCAUCGUCGCUACGCAGGACGGCGCCCUGUGGGCCCUGGAUCGAGCCACGUUUCACAGACUGAUCGUGAAAAACAACGCAAAGAAAAGGAGGAUGUACGAGGCCUUUAUCGAGUGUGUCCCUCUUCUGAAGUCUCUCGAGCUCUCUGAGAGAAUGAAGAUCGUUGAUGUUUUGGGAGCACGUGCGUUCAAAGAUGAAGAGCGAGUGAUAGCACAGGGGGAUCAGGCCCACUGCUUCUACAUUGUGGAAUCUGGAGAGGUGAAGAUAAUGAUUAAAAGCAAAACCCAGGCGAGCCAGCAGGACAGUGCGGAGGUCGAGGUGGCUCGCUGCACUAGGGGGCAGUAUUUUGGAGAACUUGCGCUGGUCACCAACAAACCUCGAGCAGCUUCAGUUUACGCCGUGGGAGAAACCAAAUGCUUAGUCAUCGACAUCCAGGCGUUUGAGCGUUUGCUGGGCCCCUGUAUGGACAUCAUGAAGAGGAACAUCUCCCAGUAUGAAGACCAGCUGGUGGCGCUGUUCGGCUCCAGUGUGGACUUGAAACACUAG